AUGUCGAGUACAGACCAUUUCCCUGUCGCCGACGACUUUCAGCGUCAGAGCGAUGGGUUCAUGCAGUGGCUUUCUCAGCAACCUGAUGUGACAAUCAGUCCCAAAAUCCAAGUCCGAGAUCUCCGUCAUCAAGGCUCUGGCAGAGGCGUUGUUGCACGUAGCGAUAUCCAGGAAGGAGAAGACCUUUUCCACCUCCCACACCACGUCGUGUUGAUGGUCAAAGCAUCUCGACUGAAUCAAAUUCUCGUUGACGAACUGAAAAAUCUCGGUCCCUGGCUGUCACUCGUCGUCGUCAUGAUCUACGAAUAUUCGCUAGGCGAGCAGUCCAAGUGGAAGCAAUACUUUCAAGUGCUCCCAUCAAAAUUCGACACCUUGAUGUUCUGGUCCGAUGAGGAACUCUCUCAACUUCAAGCCAGUGCUGUAGUCGACAAGAUCGGAAAGCGGGAUGCGGAAGAAGAUAUUUUCGACAAAGUAUUACCUGUCGUUCGGGCACACCCAGACCUCUUCCCACCCGUCAACGGCGUCAUGUCUUACGAUGACGAUACAGGUGCACAGGCAUUGUUGGAACUGGCACAUCGUAUGGGCUCACUGAUCAUGGCUUAUGCUUUCGACAUUGAAAAGGCAGAGGAAGAGGAGAGUGAGGGGGAAGACGGAUACUUGACAGAUGAUGAGGAGCAAUUGCCGAAAGGAAUGGUUCCUUUGGCAGAUUUACUUAAUGCAGAUGCUGACAGGAAUAAUGCACGUUUGUUCCAAGAAGACGGGGCGCUUGUCAUGAGAGCGAUCAAACCCAUCAAAGCCCGCGACGAAAUUUUCAAUGACUACGGCGAAUUGCCUCGUUCAGAUCUCCUUCGUCGAUACGGUUACGUGACCGACAACUACACCAAAUAUGAUGUCGUCGAACUGCCCCUGGCCGGCCUCUGCCAUGCUGCUGGGUUUGACAACAUUGAAGAGAAAGAAUAUCCCCAGCUCAAACUGCUCGAUCAACUGGAAAUUCUUGAAGAUGGCUAUUGCGUCUUACGCCCAUCCGCCGAGGAUACCCUGCUCGACAUACUACCAGACGAGCUUCUCGCUCUCCUGAAAACCCUAACCCUCGAUUCCGAAGAGUUACAACGUUUACUCUCCAAAAGCAAACCCCCUAAACCCAUCAUGGGAGCACGUGAGGCUCGUGUGUUGCUCGAAGCAGCGCAAACCAAACUAGCCCAGUAUAGCACGACGAUACAAGAAGAUCAAAACUUGCUUCAGCAAUUUGUCUCGUCAUCUAUACUGCGGACUAGGGAACGUCGUCGCUACCUAGCUGUUCAGGUUCGUCUAGGGGAGAAAGAGAUUCUGCAAGCCCUUUUGAUGAUGCUGCAGGACUUUUUGACUGCUGAAGAAAAGGGGUCCGGUAAACGUGCGGCGGAGGGUACGGGUCAGGAAAAUCAGAAGAAGGCGAAGCACCGUCAUUGA
Messenger RNA from Talaromyces amestolkiae, 1446 nucleotides. RefSeq lists its product as uncharacterized. NCBI's taxonomy places the organism in Eukaryota, Fungi, Ascomycota, Eurotiomycetes, Eurotiales, Trichocomaceae. Gene Ontology annotation, biological process: peptidyl-lysine monomethylation. Gene Ontology annotation, molecular function: protein-lysine N-methyltransferase activity; protein binding. Bases 1 to 1446 code for a protein of 481 amino acids. The record is from RefSeq and is a predicted model, not a curated record. The transcript is spliced from 4 exons. Gene Ontology annotation, cellular component: nucleus.